Spodoptera litura is the source of this 4774-nucleotide messenger RNA. Its product is annotated as ubiquitin-protein ligase E3B. Gene Ontology annotation, molecular function: ubiquitin protein ligase activity; protein binding. Gene Ontology annotation, biological process: protein polyubiquitination; ubiquitin-dependent protein catabolic process. NCBI's taxonomy places the organism in Eukaryota, Metazoa, Arthropoda, Insecta, Lepidoptera, Noctuidae. The record is from RefSeq and is a predicted model, not a curated record.
AUCGAAAACAAUGUCAAAAUAACAAAUUUCUACCCCAGGGCUUCUCUAAAAUAAACCGUAAAUCUAAUAAAAUCAAUUGUAAUUAGUUUGCAAAAAUGAUUUAAAAACUUGGUUUAGAGUGCUUUCCAAUCAUUAACAAUGCGUAACGGGAGAUAGCUUUGGUUUAUACGAUGCAUCGGUGCAGCUUGAUGUCCUGACAGGUAGACGAAAAAGGGAAACAAAGCGAAAUAAUUGUGUUGAGUGCGAUAGGAUCGGUUGAAAGAUAAUGUAUUCCAAGUCUUACGAGACGACCAAGGACUCGUUCCUGGAGCAGGCGAAGGCAGCUCGCGAAGAGCGCGCGUUCGAGAAGAAACGAGAGCAGUCUGCUACCAGGAUCCAAGCAGUUGUCAGAGGAUGGCUCGAAAGAAAAAAAUUUGUCAUACGUAUACUAAACGAUUUCGACGAGCUCCUCCCUGAGACAUCAAACCAAGGCUCACAGGAUGAGCCCCCCCAGCCAGUGGAACUGAUUCCAGCAUUAGAAGUCUACCGGGUGACAUGCAGGCUGUUUCUGGUGUUCAAACAGCAAAGAGACCGCAAGAGAUUUGAAAACCUCUGCAGAUAUAUUGUUCAGAGCUUACACUCAGAGUCUGUUAAACUGUCUUAUGUAGGAGUCUUCCUGAAUAAAGAGUACAGUCUCCGCUGGAUAGCUCAUAUCAAAGAUCUCCUGUACAAAUGCUGCCAGUACCUCGAGGAGCUGAAGCCAGAGUCUCCAAUAGACAUGCAGAGCAUCCUCAUCCACCUUCACACACUAGUAGCGUUCACUGCCAACAAUACUUGGGCGCUCACUCGGUUGAAGAAUUUUGAGAAGCUCAGGGGUGGGAUGACUCAGUUGUGUGCUAAUGUCAUGGGAUCACUCUUCCAUAAAGGAUAUUAUUUAACUCUGAAGUCUCUGCUACUCCGCGGGCUAUGUCGUGAGAAGGUAUACCUGAAGAACGUUUCCCUGACUGCUAUAGUGACCUUGUCACUGCGACCCCUGGUGUCUGCCCAGUUCUCGGAGAAGCUGCUCACUAUGUACAUCAUACAGAUCCUGUCUGUACCCACCCUUGUGUACCACAUGCAGCUUAUAUCUCCUGAAUCGAUGUCGUCAUACCGGUCGUACUCAAUGUUCGACAAGUGCCUGGAGUUCCUGAGCACAGACCAGAACAUGCGCAUUGUGUUCAACACGUUGGAGGGCAACUACGCGCUGUGUCUGCUCGCCAACCUCGUGCAGAUGGCGCACUGCGAGCGGGACCAUGCACAGCCGGAGACGUACCAUCCUACGUUUGUUUUGGUGGUAACACGGUUCCUGGACUCGUGUCAACAAUACGUGGUCUGCAAGAAAGGCAACUUGAGCAACUGGCACCCUAUCCUCGGCUGGUUUUCGCAAGGUUUGGACAACUUCCUGCCCCCAGCUAUGGGGAACUUGCGGAACCAACUGUCUUUGUUAUGGGCAGCUCCGUUAUUGAAGAAGUUAUUGGCUACACCGCUGAAGGACAUGAUAGAUGCAGGAGUGACUGGGGAGGAGGGCGCAGGACCCUCGCAGCCUUCUACUCCGGUACAGAGUAACAAUCCUGCUGCUAUCAUUAGAAGGGCUAUCGAGGCUAGAACUAACAGAUCUAACGCAAACAAACACUAUAGGAAGUUAGGUUCGCCGGACUGCACGAAGACGGCGCUCAUAUGUUCCAUGUACCACACGGCGCUGCAGACUAUGACGCAGGUCAAACUUGAUAUACUUACAGGGUUAUGUAAUCAAGAUGAAAUAUUGUAUUCGUUAUGGCAAUUUUUGUGUACACUGGGACCAAACUGUGGGCUGAAAUCAUUCUUAGAUCUCUUAGCUGUUAAUACGAAGACGUCUGCGCCGGAGUUCCAAAUGUUGAUACUCUUCGCAGACUGCAUGACGCAUUAUGUUACGAUAUUGGACGACAUGGAGAUGUACGAGCAACAGAACCCGUUCAAGUUGCAAGACUUUAUCAACAUGUCGCAGUUCCUCAACAUGUUUGUCUACAAGUCCAUUAUGGGACAAUUGUUUGAUCUCAAAACCAUCCAAAGCAACGAGUUGUUCAGUUCGCUGCACACGUUGCUGCUGGUGCUGUACCGGCGCGACUGUCGGCGCGCCUACACGCCCGCCGGCCACUGGCUCGUGCGGGACAUACGCGAGGGACAGUUCAUGGCCGACCUCGAGAAGGGGAAGAAGCCGCAACAAGUACUGGUACAAAAGACGCCUCAUAUGAUUGCACACGGGGAACGUGUCAGAUUGUUCAGACGCGCUGUCGCUGAUGAAAAGGUGGUGCUGGGCCUGACGGAGCGCGCGUGCGGCGGGCGGUCGACGCUGGUGACGGUGCGGCGCGCGCGCCUGGUGGAGGACGGGUACCGCCAGCUGGCCGCGCUGCCCAGUCGCGCGCUCAAGGGCUGCGUGCGGGUACGGUUCAUCAACGAACAGGGGCUGGACGAGGCGGGCAUCGACCAGGAUGGAGUUUUUAAAGAAUUCCUAGAAGAAACGAUAAAGCGUGUGUUCGAUCCGUCGCUGAACUUGUUCCGCGUGACGAGUGAGGAGCGACUGUACCCGUCGCCCACCUCGUGUCUGCAGGACAACCAUCUACAACUGUUCGAGUUCAUUGGGAGGAUGCUGGGCAAAGCUGUUUAUGAGGGUAUAGUAGUGGACGUGCCGUUCGCGUCGUUCUUCCUGAGCCAAGUACUGGGACAGACCCAGCAGGCGCUGUACUCAUGGAUCGACGAGCUGCCCUCGCUCGACAGGGACCUCUACCGCAGUCUUACGUACAUCAAACAUUUCCAAGGCGAUAUAUCUUCGUUGGAACUUACGUUCUCAGUGGACGAAGAGAGGCUCGGGGAAAUAGUCACUCACGAAUUAGUUCCUGGCGGGAAGGCAGUGCCCGUCACUAAUGAAAACAAAAUAAACUACAUUCACUUGAUGGCGCACUUCAGAAUGCACACUCAGAUCAAGGACCAAACUAACGCCUUCAUCAAAGGAUUCAGAACUAUCAUCAACCCAGAGUGGUUGUCACUGUUCUCCACACCUGAGUUACAACGUCUGAUCAGCGGCGACAACGUGCCCCUGGACCUGCGCGACCUGCGUCGUCACACGCAGUACUACGGCGGGUUCCACGACUCACAUCGCGUCGUCUGCUGGCUCUGGGAUGUAUUGCAACGGGACUUCUCGGAACAUGAACGCGGCAUGUUCCUCAAGUUCGUGACGUCAUGCUCCAAGCCCCCAGUGCUUGGGUUUGCCCACCUCAAGCCGCCAUUCUCGAUCCGAUGCGUUGAAGUUGGAGACGACGAAGACACUGGAGAUACAAUAGGUAGCGUGAUCCGAGGCUUCUUCACAAUUAGAAAGAAGGAUCCACUGAACCGUCUGCCAACAUCGUCGACCUGUUUCAACCUCCUCAAGCUGCCAAACUAUCAGAAACGAAGCACCCUCCGUGACAAACUACGUUACGCCGUCAAUAGCAACACCGGCUUUGAACUGUCCUAAUGCAGAGAACACGAAAGAUCAUUACUAACAUGUGAACGAUGAUUACUCGAUGUCUUAUUCCAUGGUUUAGUAACAGGUAUGGCAUUCUGAGACAUUAAUCCAAAGAACUUGCGCUACUACAGCGGUAUGGCAACUUUUGGUAGUUUUCCUCACUUUGGUGUAGAAAAACAAUCCAAUGUUGCCAGUAAUUUCUACCAAUUUAUAAUUUUAUCUGUGCCAAAUCGAUAAAUUAUCGUAAUAUAUUUUUUAAUAUGAUUUUAGAUAGAAUUUUUAUUUUAUAUGGACAGAAAAAAUGAAGAUAAAAUAACAUUUAUCAAUGCAAAAGAUAAUUUACUAUUCAGUAAGCAAUAAAAUCAUUGAUGGAAUCUGUGUCUCGGAAUGCUAAACUUUGUAUAUCGUGGUCUGAACUGUGUUGUUGGAUAUUCUAAAUCGAAGGAGAACUCCUUAUGUGGUCUAUUUACGAGAAUUUUAUUGAGGCAUCAUUCCAUUGUUACAUAUUUUAUAUUAGGUACUAUGUAAUGAUAAUAUUAUUGAUCAAGUAAGAUCAUUUAUAGAAACUAGAACUACUCAAUAGAGUUUGAGAUUAAUAUUAAGAUUAGUGUUGCUAGAUGGAAAAUUGAUAAAGUUGCCUUAUAUUUUCAGUAAAUUUUACCUCAACUGAAUUCUCGCAAAUGGUCACCAGAUGACGAACUCAUGAAAUACCAAAUCGCAGGGUAGGAGAUAUAUUUUAUUCACAAAGACUCGACCUUGUUUGAGGCCAGUGAUAAUGCAGACAUGCGUUUCCUUUUUUACACCAAAAAUAAGAAGCUGGUCUUCUAAACUGCCAGUGUGGCAAUAUUCUCUAAAACAGGUACAAAUAAUUAAUACUCAUACGUUCUUACCUUUGCACUGGUUUGUGGCAAUUUUAAACAUUUUUAAUACUAUGUCGCACCGAAUUGUCAAUGUGGUUGCACAGCACUACUUUCACCGUUUUUAAUAUCUUCACGUUAUAACAAGAACUUUGUCGAUCUUAAAGCCAUGGUGGGAUUUUACAUAAAGUUGUAUCAACUGUAAUGUGUGCUCAAACUCUAAAUUCUUAUACUAAGGAGUUCAUUCACAGUUUUGUGCACAAAAAUUAAACCAAAGAACAGUUGGAAGCAGAGAGUUCACUCACGAUUCUUCUUUCUAUCAAACUCUUCAAAUUACUUAAUCGUGAUGCAGCAGAACUGAUAUGUAUAGGCUGCUCCUUAACACUUCUUUCUAAUUGAACGACGAUCUCAAAAAAAA